AUGUCCAAACUCACUCCUUACCCUCGUACCUUUCGCCGAGUGCUGGUCCGCAACCGCCUCAUCCGAUCCCUAUUCAUCAUCUUCGCCCUCUGGAAUCUAAUCGAGCUCCAUCUGAUCCUCCGUAACAUCUCCGAGGCCGACCAUGACCACAGCUAUCGUGAACAACCCCGUCAAAAAGAACGAAUCUACAUCGCCAGCGUCAACUGGAAUAAUGAACCCAUCAUGCGCAGCCAUUGGAGCCAGGCAUUGGUCAAUCUUGCCUGGAAACUCGGCCCCGAGAACUUAUACAUCAGCAUUUACGAGAGUGGCAGCUGGGAUAAUACCAAGGGGGCCUUGAUGGAACUGGAUCGAGAGUUGGCUCGCAUGCAGAUCCCCCGCAACAUCACUUUAUCGCCCGUCACACAUCAAGAUGAGAUCGCCGCCCCACCGGGGGAUCAUGGUUGGAUUGUUACACCUGCGGGGAAGAAAGAGCUGCGACGAAUUCCAUAUCUAUCGCGCAUUCGGAAUCUCAGCCUGGAGCCGCUCCAGGAACUUGCAGCGCAGGGAAUCACCUUUGACAAGGUUCUCUUCCUCAACGAUGUCGUUUUCACCGCAAACGACGUGUUCGAGUUACUCGACACAAACGAUGGAAACUACGCUGCAGCUUGCUCGCUCGAUUUCUCCAAACCACCCAAUUACUACGAUACAUUUGCUCUCCGUGACGUGAGCGGCCAUGAAGCUGUCAUGUCAACCUGGCCAUUCUUCCAAGAUCCAGUGUCUCGCUACGCCAUGAAAAGCAUGUCACCGGUCCCAGUGACAAGUUGCUGGAAUGGUAUCGUCGCAAUGCCCGCCGCGCCCUUCACCGCAUCCCCGCCACUCGAAUUCCGUGGAAUCGCCGACUCCCUCGCAGAAUCCCAUCUUGAAGGCUCUGAAUGCUGCCUGAUCCAUGCGGAUAACCCCCUCUCGAAACAAAAAGGCGUUUAUCUCAACCCGCUCGUGCGAGUGGGCUAUUCCGGUCCGGCGUACGUAGCCGUGAAUCCGGUCGUGAACUGGCUCACCCCGCGAAGGAUCCUCCAGGGACUGUGGGAGAACCGGCUCCGUCGAUGGACGAGUCUGACGUGGAUUAAGGAGAGAAUUGUCCGAUCGCGAAUUUCUCGUUGGGUCGCUCUAUCCGAGAAGAAUAAGGAGCCUGGGCCUUUUUGUAUCAUCAAUGAGAUGCAGAUAUUACAUCCCUAUGGGUGGUAUCAUGUAUGA
This is a messenger RNA of Penicillium manginii, 1233 nucleotides long. RefSeq names its product glycosyltransferase family 69 protein. The transcript has 3 exons. The record is from RefSeq and is a predicted model, not a curated record. NCBI's taxonomy places the organism in Eukaryota, Fungi, Ascomycota, Eurotiomycetes, Eurotiales, Aspergillaceae. The coding region runs from base 1 to 1233 and encodes 410 amino acids.